Gavia stellata (red-throated loon) is the source of this 2278-nucleotide messenger RNA. It is a transcript of the gene XAB2, whose product is annotated as XPA binding protein 2. Gene Ontology annotation, biological process: mRNA splicing, via spliceosome; generation of catalytic spliceosome for first transesterification step. Gene Ontology annotation, molecular function: protein binding. NCBI's taxonomy places the organism in Eukaryota, Metazoa, Chordata, Aves, Gaviiformes, Gaviidae. Gene Ontology annotation, cellular component: Prp19 complex; U2-type catalytic step 2 spliceosome; post-mRNA release spliceosomal complex. The record is from RefSeq and is a predicted model, not a curated record.
CCCCACGUCCCCGUGUCCCCUGUCCCCUCGCUGCCCGUCCCCCUCACCGGCCGUCCCCGCUGUCCCCAGGAGGAGGAGGACGUGCAGCACGAGGAGGAGAUCCUGCGCAACCCCUUCUCGGUGCGCUGUUGGCUGCGCUACGCCCAGGCCCGGCAGAAGGGGCCGCGCCACCGCCUCAACCUCCUCUUCGAGCGCGCCCUCCGCGAGCUGCCCGGCAGUUACAAGCUGUGGUACCAGUUGCGGCAGCGGCGGCAGCAGGUGAAGGGGCGCUGCCCCACCGACCCCGCCUACGAGGAGGCCAACGGCUGCCACGAGCGCGCCCUCGUCUUCAUGCACAAGAUGCCCCGCAUCUGGCUGGAUUACUGCCAGUUCCUGGUGGAGCAGGGCCGCAUCACGCGGACGCGCCGCACCUUCGACCGGGCGCUGCGGGCGCUGCCCAUCACCCAGCACCACCGCAUCUGGCCCCUCUACCUGCAGUUCGUGCGCCGCUACCCCCUGCCCGAGACCGCCGUCCGCGUCUACCGCCGCUACCUGAAGCUGAGCCCCGAGAGCGCGGAGGAGUACGUGGGGUACCUGCGCUCCGUGGGGCGCCUGGACGAGGCCGCCGUGCGCCUGGCGGCCCUGGUCAACGACGAGCGCUUCGUCUCCAAGGAGGGCAAGUCCAAUUACCAGCUGUGGCAGGAGCUGUGCGAGCUGCUCUCCCAGCACCCGGAGCGGGUGCGCUCGCUGGACGCGGGUGCCAUCAUCCGGGGGGGGCUCACCCGCUUCACGGACCAGCUGGGGCGGCUCUGGGGCGCCCUGGCCGACUGCUACAUCCGCAGCGGCCACUUCGAGAAGGCCCGGGACGUCUACGAGGAGGCGGUGCAGACGGUGAUGACGGUGCGGGACUUCACUCAGGUCUUCGACAGCUACGCCCAGUUCGAGGAGAGCGUCAUCGCCGCCAAGAUGGAGACGGCCGCGGAGCUGGGCCGGGAGGAGGACGAGGAGGUGGAGCUGGAGCUGCGCCUGGCCCGCUUCGAGCAGCUGAUGGCCCGGCGCCCGCUGCUGCUCAACAGCGUCCUGCUGCGCCAGAACCCCCACAACGUCCACGAGUGGCACAAGCGGGUGCAGCUCUACCAGGGGCGCCCCGAGCAGAUCAUCAACACCUACACGGAGGCCGUCCGCACCGUGGACCCCCCUGAAGGCGACGGGGCGCCCAACGGGCUGUGGGUGGCCUUCGCCCGCUUCUACGAGGACAACGGGCAGCUGGAGGACGCCCGCACCAUCCUGACCAAGGCCACCCGCGUCCGCUUCCGGCAGGUGGAGGACCUGGCCGCCGUCUGGUGCGAGUUCGGCGAGAUGGAGCUGCGCCACGAGAACUACGACGAGGCCCUGCGCAUCCUGCGGAAAGCCACGGCGCUGCCCGCCAAGAGGGCCGAGUACUUCGACUCCACCGAACCCGUCCAGAACCGCCUCUACAAAUCCCUCAAGGUCUGGUCCAUGUUGGCCGACCUGGAGGAGAGCCUGGGCACCUUCCAGUCCACCAAGGCGGUGUACGACCGCAUCCUGGACCUGCGCAUCGCCACCCCCCAGAUCGUCAUCAACUACGGCCUCUUCCUGGAGGAGCACGGCUACUUCGAGGAGAGCUUCAAGGCCUACGAACGGGGCAUCGCGCUCUUCCGCUGGCCCAACGUGGCGGACAUCUGGCACACCUACCUCAGCAAGUUCGUCGCCCGCUACGGCGGGCGCAAGCUGGAACGGGCGCGGGACCUCUUCGAGCAGGCGCUGGACGGCUGCCCCCCCAAAUACGCCAAGACUAUCUACCUGCUGUACGCCAAGCUGGAGGAGGAGUUCGGGCUGGCGCGCCACGCCAUGGGGGUGUACGAGCGCGGCACCCGCGCCGCCGCCGCGCAGCAGCGCGACAUGUUCAACAUCUACAUCAAACGGGCGGCCGAGCUCUACGGCGUCACCCACACCCGCCCCAUCUACCAGAAGGCCAUCGAGGUGCUGGGUGACGACGCGGCGCGGGAGCUCUGCCUGCGCUUCGCCGACAUGGAGUGCAAACUGGGGGAGGUGGACCGCGCCCGCGCCAUCUACACCUACUGCUCCCAGAUCUGCGACCCCCGCAUCACGGCCACCUUCUGGCAGACGUGGAAAGACUUUGAGAUCCGUCACGGCAACGAGGACACGAUCCGGGAGAUGCUGCGCAUCAAGCGCAGUGUCCAGGCCACCUACAACACCCAGGUCAACUUCAUGGCCUCCCAGAUGCUCAAGGUCUACAGCAACGCCACCGGCACCG